UUCCAAAGACCAGAAUUGGAUGACCGACGUGUCGAGCGUCCCAUCAUGGCAUUGGCCUCGCUGUGGCCUUCCAAACGGAACCCACACGGAUCCAGGACUUCGCACGCAGAUCUUGACAUGGCUGGGGCGUGAGGAUUUCUUUGUGGACACCACUGUUCAGAAAGCGCGCUCUAGGGAGACCGGCCUCGCCGUCCUGCUUAAAGCAGCUCUCAUUUACUCUGAUUUCCAGCACAUAGCCGAUCAGAACUUUGACCACGGCGGUGUGCAGCAGUUGCGAACGUCUACGAUACUGGAGGUUGCUGGCGAGCUAGAAGGCGAGCUGACGCAGUGGGUGGCUGAGCAGGCCUCCCUUCUGGAGGCGCUGUUACCACAACAAGGCUUCUCCGACGAUGACGAAGAGGACGCAGAUCUACCCUAUCUCACAGUGCCAGAGUCUGCUCACCCUGAAGACGCCAAUCCAGUCCUACCUACGUCAAGACGCCGUCCGCUGGGAUCCGAGUCUCCUCCCCCCAGUCUACUCGCCGCGCCGUUCCAGGCCAUACAGCUCUCUCAGCUGUCUACCACGGAGACGGUGGGCCAGUUUAGGGCAGCGAUGAAUGCAGAGCCUCUGUCUGCUGCGCAGGUGUACAGUCGUCAGGGUUUGGAAAACAUCGCCGACGAACCGUUGCGUAGAGAGGCGAACCGACGCAUCCGGGGCGCGCGUAAGAAGGAUGGCGACCGACAAACUAGUUCAAUACGCAAGCCUGCCCACCAGCGGCAGCGGCCCGAUUUCCCUACGGCUGGUGACGACAUCCCCAGCGAUUCCAGCGGGCAUGGCCCGCCGCCUCCGAAGCGUCCUAAACGCCAUCAUCCCCAGCCUAAACGCAUCGGUCGGCCUGAGACUGCUGGUACCCAACCGCAAGAAAGGGGCCGGCAAAAGCGGAAGUCUGGUACUGCUUCCCGCGGGCGACGUGGCAGGAGGAAGGGGUCCAGCAGCCCGAAGCCUGCGCAGAUGCCCAAACCCGGCGCCUCCAGAAAGCGCGGUCGUCGAGCUUUGCCCGACUCUGACGCAGACGACGAAGCUCAGAUUGCCGACUCGAACACUUCCAGGCGGCAUGACGUCGUCGCGCCUCACGACUCAGAUCAGGAGAUGCCAACGCGUAUCAGCAAGUCGCUGGGUAAAGCGACAAGUGGACGCGCCCAACCAGUUCUAUUCAGCGCUGGUGCUUCGACUGCCAGCGCCCUCGAUACAGACGAACUCGACGCCGCCCGCUCUCCACGCCCAGUACGCAGGGGGCUGGAACUGGCCUUUAUUCAGGCGAAUCCCAUUGGAGUCCGGCUUCCAGAGCCUACGACGUUCGGAAGCCCCGGCCAAGCCGGCGCCCAACGUGUGUUGCGCUCACAGGCAGUGGCCGGGCCAAGCCAGACAAGGACGCGCCAGCGCCCAAAGGCGCGCCCAGUCGUGAAGAAAGUGCCUGCUUAA
Molecule: messenger RNA, 1462 nt
Organism: Peniophora sp. CBMAI 1063
Lineage: Eukaryota; Fungi; Basidiomycota; Agaricomycetes; Russulales; Peniophoraceae
Source: the annotation of a GenBank genome assembly